GGAUGACUUGUGCACUUCCUCAAUAUGCCUGUCUGAGUUUGAUGGCCACGAUGAAGGGCCCGGCCUGCGAGAGCUGCACUACUUCCUCACUCAGCCGCACAUCCAGCGGACACGCCAUCCUUUCACCAUUGACAAAGUGGAGAGGUUGCGGCAGAUGGGCCUUGAUCUGUUCAGCAACACGCUGAUGCUCCUCGGUUGCAGCAGGAGCCAGGAUGCUGCCUGUCCAAGCCCUCUCCCUCUGUUGGAGUCGGUGCAGGAACGCCUGAAGGGGUUCUUUUCUGUUUCCAUGGACGGCGACAGCAGUUCCCUCCCGAUGGACGGCUCCCGCAGCACUCUUAUUCAGCACCUCUGGAGGCUGCGCAGCGAUCUCUCACGGCCCCAGCAGGACAUAUCGGUCGCAGCCCAGCUGGCCAGCCGGGAUGCAUCCCUUUUUGGCUCAGCGGCUGAGAUCCUCUUGCACGCGGUCGGUCUUGUGGCCCAGCGUCUUCACUUUCUCACGUGGCAAAUCGAGAUGCAGGCGUGGCUGCAGAAGAGCAGUGCCGAGUAUGACGGCUCUCCCAACUUCAACCUAGACACGGCAUACGGCACGAGAAGGGAGGUGGUCGAGUUGUUGCUGAGGCGGAUGGAGAGGAGCGGCGUUGAGAGGCCAGCUGUCCUGGAGCUCGGCGUGUACGAGGGAGAGCUAGCCUUCCAUCUGCUGCGGGCGUUCCCCAACAUGAGCUAUGUCGGUGGGUAUCGGCAAUGGCAGGAUUGGCACCAUUCAUUCAUUUCCACUUUGUUUGUUUGCAUGUGCAGGUGUGGAUGCGUAUUUCAACGAUGAGUUCGCCCCUGGUUCGCCCCAGAAUCAGCUCUUUGAGCUUGUCCAUCAGCACGUCGCCAAACGGAUGGAAGGUAGGUGGCAAAGCGCACGGCAGCCCUCGCCAAUUCCUGCGUGUCUAUCUCUCUCCCUCUCUGCAGAUUACCAGGACAGAGCCAUCUUACUGAAGCUGUCCUCCGAAGAGGCCUUGAAGGUACGCCCCACCAACACACUAGUGGCAGGGAUGGAGGAAUGCCUUUUUGUCGUGUUUCUUUCUCGUGUCAGAUUGUGCCAAAAGGGGCCUUUGACUUGAUCUUCAUCGACGCAGACCACCGCUAUCAGCAUGUAAAGCACGACUUGGAACACGUGAGCCAACGACACGCAUGAAACACGGGUUCUCAUUUUGACCUGACAUCUCUCUCCUCCCCUCCCCCACCCACAUGUGUCUCUGCCCUUCAGUGGUCAGAGAAGGUUCGUCCGCAGGGCAUCUUAGCAGGUCAUGACUUCAGCCCCGAGUGGCCUGGCCCCGUGCAGGCAGUCUUUGAGCUGCGGAAGAGCAAACCCGUCAACUUAGGCAUGUCAAGUGUUUUUUACUGGUGGGAGAGAUAUGGGCUGGGAUGCAUAUCUGGUUGUGUAUAUGUCUCUCUGAAUUCUCUUCUUCUUGAUGGAUGCAGGUAUGUUGGUGUGGACGACGAUUAACUCGAGUGACACACACACAUGUCCGUAUGCGAAAUGAAGAGCGUGGUAG
Messenger RNA from Vitrella brassicaformis, 1544 nucleotides. Lineage: Eukaryota; Vitrellaceae. The record is from the annotation of a GenBank genome assembly.